AUGCAGUGGCCGGAGGUACCGCCGGGACUAGCAGCACCCUAUACAGCGCCGCUCAGUAGCGCCCCAUCGCCUCUCUUCGGCGUCAUCAUUCCCGGCUACCCCGUGCAGACUAAUGUCUCCCUGGUCGAUACCGGGCGGUGGACCGUCAACCUUGGCGUGGCACCGGAGAGCUUUGUCGUGUUUCUCACCAUGUCAGAACCGCUCCCGCCCGGCCACGGCAUCGGUCUCUUUCUCGCCCGCGAGGACACCAUGAGCUUUCAGUAUGUCGGCGCCCUCACCCAGCAGCAGGCAAGCUGCAUCGUUAAAGUGUCGGCCAUCUUUCUCAAUACCUCCGAACCAACCCGCGUCGUGCUGGGGUUAGCGCUGGAGCGGGAGGAGGAGCUGCAGAACCUCGGCCUCACGCAGGAGCAAGCGUUGCAACAGUCGCAGGUGGCCACCAAGGUUGCCAUCGCUGAGCGAAUUCUCGAGGAUCUAUACGGCUUUGUUGUGAGCUACGCCCGUACCAUCACCCUGGGCGUCGGUAGCGGCACCAGUGGCAUUAGUUCUAUCGAGCCUGGCGACUAUGUUGUGAUGCCAGCAUCUUUCGUGGACAAGUGGCGCGCGCGCCUACAGACGAAGAUAGCAAAGGAUAACGCCUUCUUGGCGUAG
Leishmania braziliensis MHOM/BR/75/M2904 is the source of this 648-nucleotide messenger RNA. RefSeq lists its product as hypothetical. Gene Ontology annotation, cellular component: nucleus; cytosol. The record is from RefSeq and is a predicted model, not a curated record. The transcript has a single exon. NCBI's taxonomy places the organism in Eukaryota, Euglenozoa, Kinetoplastea, Trypanosomatida, Trypanosomatidae. Gene Ontology annotation, biological process: protein import into nucleus. Bases 1 to 648 code for a protein of 215 amino acids. Gene Ontology annotation, molecular function: nuclear import signal receptor activity.